UAGUGUCCGGAAUAUACCUCUGGCUUGCUGUGCAGGUUACCCUCUCCCACGGCGCCCGCCAGCCGCAGGGUGACAGUCCGCGGGUGGGAGGGCGCCAUGGAGGCGCCGCCGCCCGCGCCCCGCAGCUUCCUUUGCGGGGUCUGGCGUCCUUUCCCCCGAGUCUUUGCCGCCGGUGCUGUGGCUGCGGAUUCCCAAGGUUUUGUGAAAGAUCGGGAGCUGCAUCCUUACGUCUCUGCACCCGGUUCCCCGGAAUCCGGAUGGGACCGCAUUCGGCAGCUGUUUGCCAAAGAUGAACAACAGAGAAUUUCAAAGGAAGUUGACUAUAUCUGCAAGGCAGCAGUUUCAGCAGGCAUCAUUGGCUGGGCAUAUGGGGGAGUGCCUGCUUUUAUUUAUGCUAAAAACCGCUACAUUGAGUAUAGCCAAGCGGAGAUUUAUCAUAACCGAUUUGAUGCUGUGCAAAGUGCACACCGUGCUGCGAUGAGGGGCUUCAUUCGGUAUGGUUGGCGUUGGAGUUGGAGAACUGCAGUCUUUGUGACUAUAUUCAACUCAGUGAACACUGGACUAAGUGUGUAUCGAAAUAAAGAUGCCUUGAGCCAUUUUGUCAUUGCAGGAGCUGUCACAGGAGGUCUUUUCAGAGCAAACUUAGGUGUUCGAGGCCUGGUGGCUGGUGGUAUAAUCGGAGCUUUGUUGGGCACACCUAUGGGAAGCCUGUUGAUGGCCCUGCAGAAGUACUGUGAUGAGACAGUUCAGGAGAGAAGACAGAAGGACAGGAAGGCUCUCCAUGAGAAGAAACUUGAAGAGUGGAAAAGAAACCUGCAAGUCACUGAGCGCCUCCCUGAGGAAAUUGAAAGUGGCUUAGAGAAGAUUCGCCCUGAGGAAGAUGCUCAGCGAAUCGAGGAGCUGCUAAGCCUCCCUAGGAACCCUUUGUCGUUGUCAGAGAAGCAAAGCAAGGACUGAGGAUGAGGGCUCUUUGUGUCUGAGAAUGCCAGUGUCAUUCCUUUGUCAGCCUGCUGACAAACGUGAGUGCUAG
This is a messenger RNA of Acomys russatus (golden spiny mouse), 1030 nucleotides long. It is a transcript of the gene Timmdc1, whose product is annotated as translocase of inner mitochondrial membrane domain containing 1. The coding region runs from base 97 to 957 and encodes 286 amino acids. The record is from RefSeq and is a predicted model, not a curated record. Gene Ontology annotation, cellular component: mitochondrion. The transcript has 7 exons. NCBI's taxonomy places the organism in Eukaryota, Metazoa, Chordata, Mammalia, Rodentia, Muridae.